CACUUUUUCAUGCAAGUUCUCGCCCCCUACAGAAAGAAGCGUCCGAAAGAAAAAUAGCAGCAACUUUUAAAACAUAAAUUAUAAGCAAUUGUUUGUUAGUGGUAUGCAUACAUUUUUUAUUAGCGAUAAUGUGUAUUUGACGUUUGUAGAUUCUAUUGGACAAACGGAACAUGAGCGUGAUGACGCUUUACGGCUUUAGGUUCGUUUGUUUUGUUGCCUUUGUUUAACCGUCAUAGUGUUUUCCUCUGCUUCAGCAUUCACCGUACCGCCCAUGUGACACUGGUGAACAAACCGAGCACACCCGCUGUCAAAUCAAGCUAGUGACCACAUCAGGCUAAAAAUCUCCGCCGGCUGAGUGUGCUGGCUCACCCAUCGUUAGCUUUUGUCUUAAUCCCAUACGGCGCAUAGAUAAUUUGGACAUUUUAGGGACCAGCUGUUGUAUUUCAUUGUGUUUUGUUGACCGUAUUCCUGCUUCCUGUUGACAAUGGCUGAUCCUAAAUACGCAAACCUACCUGGAAUCGCUUUUAACGAGCCAGACGUGUACGAGACCGGAGACCUUCCGGAGGACGAUCAAGCUCAGUUUGAGUCGGAGCUGGAGGAGCUUUGCAGUGACAGUGUGGAGAGGAUUGUGGUCAACCCCAACGCAGCUUAUGACAAAUUCAAAGACAAACACGUCAACACCAAGGGACUUGACUUCUCAGACAGAAUAAGUAGAAACAGAAGAACGGGUUACGAGUCAGGAGAAUUUGAAAUUCUUGGAGAAGGCUGUGAAGUGAAGGAGACGCCUCAGCAGAAGUAUCAGCGCCUGGUUAAUGAGAUCCAAGAACUCAUUCAGGAUGUGGACACCAUCCAGUCUGCUGCAAAAGAAAGUACUUCAGAGGAGCGCCUCACUCCGGUGGUUCUGGCACAGCAGGCAGCGCAGCUCAAACAGCAGCUGGUGUCCGCUCAUCUCGAUUCACUGCUGGGACCACAGGCUCACAUCAACCUGGCCGAUCCAGAUGGAGCACUUGCCAGGCGUCUGCUCACCCAGCUGGAGGCGGCUAAGAGCAGCCGCGGCAGCUCUGCAGGAGAUGCCAAACCCACUUCUUCGACAAAAGGUCCAGAUGGAGUGGUGCUGUACGAGUUACACAGCAGACCAGAGCAGGAAAAAUUCAACGAGUUUGCCAAGAUGGCAGAACUGGAGAAGCGUCUGGCUCAGUUAGAGAUGGCUGUUGGCUCAGGAUCAGACAAGCAGGGACCUUUGAAUGCUGGUGUUCAAGGAGUCAGUUUGAUGGAUACUAUUGAGCUCAUGCAGGCGAGGGUCAGCGCUCUGGACUCUGCUACUCUGGAUCAAGUGGAGGCAAGACUGCAGAGCGUCCUUGGGAAGAUGAAUGAGAUUGCAAAACACAAGGCAGCGAUUGAAGAUGCUGAAACACAAAACAAGGUGUCGCAGCUGUACGACGUGGUGCAGAAGUGGGAUGCUGUGUCCACCUCUAUACCUCAGGUGGUGCAGAGGCUCGUUGCUGUGAAGGAGCUGCACGAGCAAGCCAUGCAGUUUGGCCAACUGUUGACUCACCUGGACACAACUCAGCAGAUGAUCAAUAACUCUCUGAAAGACAACACCACUCUGCUAACACAGGUCCAGCAGACGAUGAAGGAAAAUCUGGUGGCUAUUGAAGAGAACUUCGCAGCACUCGAUCAGAGGAUGAAGAAGAUUUCGAAAUAAACGAUGGCGGAGGUUCAGUCCAGAACAGACUAGAAUUUGGACAUUGAUAUUUGGUUAGAGAGCACAGAUGGAAGGGGUGUGGGGUGUAGCAUUGUCCUUUCUGAAAGUUCCUCUUUUGCUCUCAACUUCUGCCUCAGCCUUUUUUCACUAAGUGGGAUGUUAGAAAGUUGAGAUGAAAAAAAAGACCAAAAGUUUGUCAACAUGUCCACCCUCAUUUCCUUUUGCUUUCACUUACAUAUUUGAAAUUGUUUCGUACAUGAAUGACACUGAUUGCUGUCCCCUGUUAGGGCUAAUAUGUUUUAGACUGGAUUGUUUUUAAUUUUAUCAAUAUAAGAGAUUAUUCCAACCCUUUUGGAGAUUUACACUAAUGGUGAAUUUGUACUUUAACUUUGGCUAAAUGAAACAAAUCACGUUGGGAUUACUAGAUGACACAAAAACAGAUGUCAGCUCUUUAAAAAAAAUGAUGGUCUGUUAUCCUUUAUGGCGUGAGGAGCGUGUUGAGGGUUUCAGACUUGUGUUGUGGAAGGAAAGCUUGUAAAUAUGCCUGUGUACCUUAUUGUUUCUUCACCCUCAGUCACUUGUAACUAUAUUAUUAUGACUGAGACCAAAUGCCACAGAGAAACUUUUAAUCUGCUUUGUCAUUGCUUACAACUACACUGUUCAUCUGUGGUCACUCAAGCAGAUCAAUAAAUUAAAGUGUGAACAGUU
Messenger RNA from Austrofundulus limnaeus, 2413 nucleotides. RefSeq names its product dynactin 2 (p50) (gene dctn2). The record is from RefSeq and is a predicted model, not a curated record. Gene Ontology annotation, cellular component: dynactin complex. The transcript has 15 exons. Lineage: Eukaryota; Metazoa; Chordata; Actinopteri; Cyprinodontiformes; Rivulidae. Gene Ontology annotation, biological process: microtubule-based process. Bases 485 to 1705 code for a protein of 406 amino acids.